Aspergillus costaricaensis CBS 115574 is the source of this 1304-nucleotide messenger RNA. Its product is annotated as DUF1966-domain-containing protein. Bases 58 to 1257 code for a protein of 399 amino acids. Gene Ontology annotation, molecular function: alpha-amylase activity; calcium ion binding. The record is from RefSeq and is a predicted model, not a curated record. The transcript has a single exon. Lineage: Eukaryota; Fungi; Ascomycota; Eurotiomycetes; Eurotiales; Aspergillaceae. Gene Ontology annotation, biological process: carbohydrate catabolic process.
AGCGAGGAGAUCCACGCACGAGACAUGUACUUGCUGCUGGACGUCGUCAUCAACAAUAUGGCUUAUAUGACGGAUGGCGAGGAUCCUGCGACAACUAUUGACUACAAUGUGUUUCCUCAAUUCAAUGGAUCCUCAUACUUCCACCCCUACUGCCUCAUUACGAACUGGAAUAACUAUACGGAUGCACAGUGGUGUCAGACUGGUGACAACUACACCGCACUCCCGGAUCUCUACACGGAGCAUACUGCGGUGCAGGACAUCUUAAUGGAUUGGAGUAAAUCGGUUAUUAGCAAUUACUCCGUUGACGGGCUACGAAUAGACGCUGCCAAGUCCCUCACUCCCAGCUUUCUGCCUACAUAUGCGGAAACCGUGGGCGGAUUCAUGACAGGCGAAGUCAUGGAUUCGAAUGCCACCAACGUGUGCAAGUAUCAGAGAGAUUACCUGCCAAGUCUUCCCAACUACCCCCUCUAUUACUCCAUGAUCACGGCCUUCUUGAACGGAGAGCCUGCGACCUUGCUCGAGGAAAUCGCAACGAUCAACGAUCUCUGCACGGACACGUUCGCAAUGGUCAAUUUCAUCGAAGAUCAAGACGUGGACCGAUGGGCCUACAUGAAUGACGACAUCAUGCUAGCCAAAACCGCACUGACUUUCAUGAUGCUCUACGACGGCAUUCCCCUGGUCUACCAAGGUCUGGAGCAGGCCAUUGCCUAUUCCAACCGAGCGGCCCUCUGGUUGACCGAUUUCGACACCAAUGCGACGCUGUAUAAACACAUUGCGAAACUCAAUGCCAUCCGCAAACAUGCCAUUAACCUUGAUUCCAGUUACAUCAACUCAAAAACAUACCCAAUUUACCAGGGAGGUAGCGAGUUGGCUUUCUGGAAGGGCACAUACGGACGCCAAGUCAUCAUGGUCUUAUCUACGGCGGGCUCCAAUGGUUCGGCUUAUACUUUGACGCUGCCUAUGAGCUAUGGGGCUAGCGAGGUGGUCACGGAAGUGCUGAACUGCGUCAACUAUACGGUCAACACCUACAGCCAAUUGGUCGUGGACAUGGACAAGGGCGAGCCUCGAGUCUUCUUUCCCGCUGCAAUGAUGCCGGGAAGUGGACUGUGUGGCUACAAUACCUCCAAUGUAACGUAUUCUGAGCUGAGGCUUGCUGCUGUGGGUUCUUCGUCGUCUGGUGGAAGCCACUCUGUCAUACCGUCUGCUUCUGCUUCGCUUUUCAUGGCGCUGGUGGCUUUUUUGGCAUUCCGGAUAUAAGUUAUGUCUUUUCUACUCAGUUUGAUACCAGCAAAUUACAUAAUGCC